UGGCAUUACGAUAAUGUAUUUCAGCAACAACUGUAACAGCUGUAGGGCAGAUGAGCUGUGAGUCACUGGUGUGCGCCGGUUGUGGCAGACUGAUCUCAGAUCGGUUUUACCUGCUCGCGGCUGACAGGCAGUGGCACGAGCGCUGUUUGAAAUGCAGCGCGUGUCAAGCUGAUUUGGAGUCAGAGCUCACGUGCUUCAGUAAACAUGGCGAUAUUUACUGUAAAGAGGACUACUACAGGACAUUUUCUUUGCAAAGAUGCGCACGGUGUCACCUGGGCAUCCCAGCCAAAGAGAUAGUGAUGCGAGCCAGGGAUCUGGUGUACCACCUGAGCUGCUUUUCCUGCGUCACCUGCGACAAAAUGCUUCUCACUGGAGAUCACUACGGAAUGAGGGACACUUCAGUGUACUGUCAGAUCCAUUUCGAGAGUGUGCUACAGGAGGAGCAACACGCAAACUCCCAGACCUCCACACAUGAAGGGGCUCCGGUGCAGAGAGGACGAUCACGGAGGAGGAAAAAUUUAGACGCAGCAGACCAUGUUGUUUAUAAUUCAGAUGUGAGCGAUAUGGGUGUGAACCUGUUGGAGAAAGUGAGACAGUUUAGCUGUCAGAAGUCCAAACGCAUGAGAACGUCUUUCAAGCACCACCAGCUGCGAAGCAUGCAGUCCUUCUUCAACCACAACCACAAUCCAGACGCCAAAGACCUCAAAGAGCUCGCACAAAAAACCGGCCUCUCGAAACGCGUGCUCCAGGUUUGGUUCCAGAAUGCUCGUGCAAAAUUCAGGAGGAAUCACCUGUAUCAGGAGAGCGUUGGUGCGGACAAUAUUUCUGACAAUUCCACCACGUCACCAUCUGUUCCUUCACCGGAGAUGUCUCCCCCAUCCUUGAAUACAUCCAGCCCAUCCAGCACCUCUCCAUCACAUCACACAUGCUUAGAUCAAAACAUACAUGUGAACCACAACAGCAUGAGCCCUUUACAAUGCACAACCUCUAAUUUCUUCUAAUAUAUAAUUGUGAUAUUCUAAUCACUUUUAAUAUAUAACAUUCUUGAGUCGGCUGAAACAAUAUUUCCUGAUGUUACACUAUAGGUUUUGCAGAUCAAAGUAUUGAUUCGAGAUCUGUUUACAGAAUUUUGGAUUCUUUGUGGCAACAA
Triplophysa dalaica is the source of this 1150-nucleotide messenger RNA. RefSeq names its product LIM homeobox 2a (gene lhx2a). Gene Ontology annotation, cellular component: nucleus. The transcript has 5 exons. The record is from RefSeq and is a predicted model, not a curated record. Gene Ontology annotation, molecular function: RNA polymerase II transcription regulatory region sequence-specific DNA binding; DNA-binding transcription factor activity, RNA polymerase II-specific. Gene Ontology annotation, biological process: neuron differentiation; regulation of transcription by RNA polymerase II. The coding region runs from base 51 to 1001 and encodes 316 amino acids. Lineage: Eukaryota; Metazoa; Chordata; Actinopteri; Cypriniformes; Nemacheilidae.